ACACAGGCGCAUGAGCACACUGGGCAGGCUCGCCCGGGAGCCUAACACCGCCAGGGGAGGGGAGGGACCGGAAGUCAGACUAUGUCUCUAGGUUGCUAAGAGACCGGACUGUCCCAAAACAAGCCGACGAUUCUCCAGCCUCUUUUCCUUUCUGAAUCUGCUUCAGAAUUUCCUAAAGUCGAGUAACCAUGUCGGACGGUGAUAUCUUAAGAAGCACCUUUCCCUCUUACAUGGCAGAGGGGGAGAGGCUUUAUCUGUGCGGGGAGUUCACUAAGGCCAUUCAAAGCUUUACCAACGCCCUUCACCUUCAAAGUGGAGAUAAGAACUGCCUGGUUGCCCGCUCCAAAUGCUACCUGAAGAUGGGAGACUUAGAGAAGUCUUUGAAUGAUGCUGAGGCCUCACUUCAGAACGACCCGACUUUCUGCAAGGGGAUCUUACAGAAGGCUGAGACACUGUACACCAUGGGAGACUUUGAGUUUGCCCUGGUGUUCUAUCAUCGAGGCUACAAACUGAGACCUGAUCGGGAAUUCAAAGUAGGAAUUCAGAAAGCCCAGGAAGCCAUCAACAACUCGGUGGGAAGUCCUUCUUCAAUCAAGCUGGAGAACAAAGGCGACCUCUCCUUCUUAAGCAAGCAAGCUGAGAGUAAGAAAGCCCAGCAGAAGCAUCUGCCUAUAAAGCAACUCUCAUACAGCACCAAGCAUGAAAUCAAGAGGAAGGGCUCGCUCAAGAGCGAGAAGACCGUGCGGCAGCUGCUCGGGGAGCUGUACGUGGACAAGGAGUAUCUGGAGAAGCUCCUUCUGGAUGAAGAUCUCAUCAAAGGCACCAUCAAGAGUGGCCUGACCGUGGAGGACCUCAUUAUGACCGGCAUCAACUACCUGGACACCCGCAGCAACUUCUGGAGGCAGCAGAAGCCCAUCUAUGCCAGGGAGCGAGACCGGAAGCUGAUGCAAGAGAAGUGGCUGAGGGACCGGAAACGCAGCCCCUCGCAGACAGCCCACUACAUCCUCAAGAGCCUAGAGGACAUUGACAUGUUGUUGACCAGUGGCAGUGCUGAUGGGAGCCUCCAAAAAGCUGAGAAAGUCCUUAAGAAGGUUCUGGAAUGGAACCAAGACGAGGUACCCAACAAGGACGAACUGGUCGGGAACUUGUACAGCUGCAUAGGCAACGCCCAGAUUGAGCUGGGGCAGAUGGUGGCUGCCUUGCAGAGCCACCGAAAGGACCUGGAGAUCGCCAAGGAACAUGACCUUCCAGAUGCAAAAUCGAGAGCCCUUGACAAUAUUGGCAGAGUUUUUGCCAGAGUUGGGAAAUUCCAGCAAGCCAUUGACACGUGGGAGGAGAAGAUCCCUCUAGCCAAAACCACCCUGGAGAAGACCUGGCUCUUCCAUGAGAUUGGCCGCUGUUACUUGGAGCUGGACCAGGCAUGGCAGGCCCAGAGUUAUGGGGAAAAGUCUCAGCAGUACGCUGAGGAGGAAGGGGACCUCGAGUGGCAGCUGAACGCCAGUGUCCUGGUGGCGCAGGCCCAAGUGAAGCUGAGAGACUUCGAGUCAGCUGUGAAUAACUUUGAGAAGGCCCUGGAGAGAGCCAAGCUGGUCCACAACAACGAGGCACAGCAGGCCAUCAUCAGCGCCUUGGACGACGCCAACAAGGGCAUCAUCGAAGAACUUAAGAAAACGAACUACAGGGAGAUACUCAGGGAAAAGGCAGAGAGACAGGACAUCAUGUCACAGAUGGAUUUGCAGGGAGCAUCAGAGAAGGAAUUGCUGCGAGGGCGAGAGGAGCAGGAGAGGGUGGUGAAGCAGUGGGAGAGGGACCAGGAGAGUGAGAGAGAAGCCACGGAUGAUGAGCAAGACAGGAAAAGCUCAGGAGGACUCAGCAAAAAACUGUUGGGAGACGGUCACUCGUCAAACCUCGGGGUCAGGAGAGAGUCCAGAGAAAUCUACAGAAGGGUCUCGGACUACUCCAGCCACCUACCCUCAGACAGCGGCAGCCACAAACAAGAGAAGAAACCAGCAGAAGCAGCCAAAGGGGAGGUCCAAAAGUUGGAGAGGACAAAAGAGGAGGAAUCUAAAGCCCACGCUACUUAACAACAGAGAAGGGAUGAAGACUGGCUCAGUAGGCUCGAGGUUCAGGCAGACAGUGUUCCCAGGUGUUUUAGAGAGGAAAAACUGGGAGACUGACCUCUACAGACCACCUCCCGUGUGCUCCCCCCCCCGUUUCCCCAUUAAAUAUGCGUCUUUAAUUUU
Molecule: messenger RNA, 2243 nt
Organism: Mus caroli (Ryukyu mouse)
Lineage: Eukaryota; Metazoa; Chordata; Mammalia; Rodentia; Muridae
Gene: Odad4
Product: outer dynein arm docking complex subunit 4
Cellular component (GO): cytoplasm
Molecular function (GO): protein binding
Source: RefSeq, a predicted model, not a curated record